Messenger RNA from Manis javanica (Malayan pangolin), 6517 nucleotides. RefSeq names its product PHD finger protein 8 (gene PHF8). The record is from RefSeq and is a predicted model, not a curated record. Lineage: Eukaryota; Metazoa; Chordata; Mammalia; Pholidota; Manidae.
UCCAAAGAGUAGCCGAGUCUCGGCCCGCUUUUCUCAAGGUGGUGCUCCGCCUCUGCUGGCGUCACGCGGGAGCCAGCGGCCUCCGUCCCCCGCCUCUGCCGCGGUUACUUCCCGCUUCUGGCCCUCAUAAGAUGGCGGUCGGGUCGCCUCCCCGCGGCGGAGCCGCCACUCUCAACAUGGGAGCUGUUUACGCCGUAUCUCUCUUCCCGUCUCCUCAACUUCCUCGUUGUUUUGAAUAAACUUUAUUGACUACUACUAAUUGCAUAACACCGCCACCGGGCUUUCCCCGGCGACUUUGCGGGUCAUUUCUCUCCGACCCGGCCGCCGGUUCAUCUCCUUCCUCGUUGGUUUGCUUGUGGCUAUCUCCUCCCGGCCCAGGGACGCCGCCGCUUGCCGGCCGCCAGACUAGGCCCGAGCCGUGGGCUCCUGGAGACCCGAAGGGCCAGACGCAGGGCAGAGCUGUAGAGAAAACUGCCUUGAAGGAAAGCAGGGAGUCCAGGGCUGUUUGACCCAGCUGGUGGUUCCAGGGUAAGGCGAGCAAAGUUCGCAGCGUCGCCCAGUCGAUCCCAGAAUUCGGUGCGCGACGCCGGUGGGGCCGGAACUGCUGGCUGAGCCUCCGGUGCGCGAGGCGCCGAGCCUCCCCGGAGCAAGUCCGGCCGCCGUCGCUUCAGUGGCACUGAACUCCGCGGGCGUGAGGAAUCCCUGCAGCUUUGCGGAUGAGGAGGUCCUUGUAGGGUUCGGGACCGAAGACGUUCUUGUCACGUUUGGGGUCUGAGGAGGUUCCUGUCAGUUUGGGAGGCGUGAAGAGAUUCUCCCAUCGUCCAGAGAGGACGCGCCUGCUGCCGCCUCCAGCUCCCCUCCCCUGAGACGCUUACGAGCCUGGCCUGCCAGAGUGCUCCAAGGCCAGGCGAAGAUGGCCUCGGUGCCCGUGUAUUGCCUCUGCCGGCUUCCUUACGAUGUGACCCGCUUCAUGAUUGAGUGUGACUUGUGCCAGGACUGGUUUCAUGGCAGUUGUGUUGGUGUUGAAGAGGAGAAAGCUGCUGACAUUGACCUGUACCACUGUCCCAACUGUGAGGUGUUACAUGGGCCCUCCAUUAUGAAAAAACGCCGUGUAUCUUCAAAAGGGCAUGAUACACACAAAGGGAAACCAGUGAAGACUGGAAGCCCAACAUUCAUUCGAGAGCUUCGGAGCAGGACCUUUGACAGCUCAGAUGAAGUGAUUCUGAAGCCCACUGGAAGUCAGUUGACCGUGGAAUUCUUGGAAGAGAAUAGCUUCAGUGUGCCCAUCCUCGUCUUGAAGAAGGAUGGCUUGGGGAUGACUCUGCCCUCAGCAUCAUUCACUGUGAGGGAUGUGGAACACUAUGUUGGUUCUGACAAAGAGAUUGAUGUGAUUGAUGUGACUCGUCAGGCUGACUGCAAGAUGAAGCUCGGUGAUUUUGUGAAAUAUUAUUACAGUGGGAAGAGGGAGAAAGUCCUCAAUGUCAUUAGUUUGGAAUUCUCCGAUACCAGGCUUUCUAACCUUGUGGAGACACCCAAGAUUGUUCGGAAGCUUUCAUGGGUGGAGAACUUGUGGCCGGAGGAGUGUAUUUUUGAGAGGCCCAAUGUGCAGAAGUACUGCCUUAUGAGUGUGCGGGAUAGCUAUACUGACUUUCACAUUGACUUUGGCGGCACCUCAGUCUGGUACCAUGUGCUCAAGGGUGAGAAGAUCUUCUACUUGAUUCGCCCAACAAAUGCCAACCUGACUCUCUUUGAGUGCUGGAGCAGCUCCUCUAACCAGAAUGAAAUGUUCUUUGGGGACCAGGUGGACAAGUGCUACAAGUGUUCUGUGAAGCAAGGACAGACACUUUUCAUUCCUACAGGAUGGAUCCAUGCUGUGCUCACCCCCGUGGACUGCCUUGCCUUUGGAGGGAACUUUUUACACAGCCUUAACAUCGAAAUGCAGCUCAAAGCCUAUGAGAUUGAGAAGCGGCUGAGCACAGCAGACCUCUUCAAGUUCCCCAACUUUGAGACCAUCUGUUGGUAUGUGGGAAAGCACAUCCUGGAUAUCUUUCGAGGUUUGCGAGAGAACAGGAGACACCCUGCCUCCUACCUGGUCCAUGGUGGCAAAGCCCUGAACUUGGCGUUUAGAGCCUGGACAAGGAAAGAAGCUCUGCCAGACCAUGAGGAUGAGAUCCCAGAGACAGUGCAGACUGUACAGCUCAUUAAAGAUCUGGCUAGGGAGAUCCGCCUGGUGGAAGAUAUCUUCCAACAGAACGUUGGGAAGACGAGCAGUAUCUUUGGGCUGCAGAGGAUCUUCCCAGCCGGCUCCAUUCCCUUAACCAGGCCAGCCCAUUCCACUUCAGUGUCCAUGUCCAGGCUGUCACUGCCUUCCAAAAAUGGUUCAAAGAAGAAAGGCAUGAAGCCCAAGGAUCUCUUCAAGAAGGCAGAGCGAAAGGGCAAGGAGAGUUCAGCCUUGGGGCCUGCUUGCCAGUUGAGCUAUAAUCUCAUGGACACGUAUAAUCAUCAGGCACUGAAGACAGGCUCUUCCCAGAAAGCAAAGUUCAAUGUCACUGGUACCUGCUUGAAUGACACUGAUGAUGAGUCGCCAGACGUGGAUCUUGAUGGGAAUGAGGGCCCGCUGGCACUGUUGAUGUCUAAUGGCAGUACCAAGAGGGUAAAAAACUUACCCAAGUCUCGGCGAGCCAAGAUUGCAAAAAAGGCAGACAAAGCUAGGCAGGUGGCAGACCAGGUGCUGGAGGAUAGAUUUGACUUGGAUUCAGAUGAUGAGCUGCAGAUUGAUGAGAGAUUGGGGAAGGAGAAGGCAACCCUGAUGAUAAGACCAAAAUUUCCUCGAAAGUUGCCCCGUGCGAAGCCUUGCUCUGACCCCAACCGAGUUCGUGAACCAGGAGAAGUUGAGUUUGACAUUGAGGAGGACUAUACAACAGAUGAGGACAUGAUAGAAGAGGUUGAAGGCAAGCUUGGGAAUGGGAGUGGAGCUGGUGGAAUUCUUGAUCUGCUCAAGGCCAGCAGGCAGGUGGGGGGACCUGACUAUGCAGCUCUCACCGAGGCCCCUGCCUCUCCCAGCACUCAGGAGGCCAUCCAGGGCAUGCUGUGCAUGGCCAACCUGCAGUCCUCAUUGUCCUCACCGGCUACCUCUAGCCUGCAGGCCUGGUGGACCGGAGCACAGGACCGAAGCAGUGGGAGCUCCAGCAGUGGGCUGGGCACAGUGUCUAGCAGUCCUGCUUCUUCCCAGCGCACCCCAGGGAAGCGGCCCAUCAAGCGGCCAGCAUACUGGAGAACAGAGAGUGAAGAGGAGGAAGAGAACGCCAGUCUGGAUGAACAGGACAGCUUGGGAGCGUGCUUCAAGGAUGCAGAGUAUAUUUACCCUUCCCUGGAAUCUGAUGAUGAUGACCCUGCUUUGAAAUCUCGACCCAAGAAAAAGAAGAAUUCAGAUGAUGCUCCAUGGAGUCCUAAAGCCCGUGUGACCCCAACUCUACCAAAGCAGGACCGUCCUGUGCGUGAGGGGACCCGGGUAGCUUCCAUUGAGACAGGAUUGGCUGCAGCAGCUGCAAAGCUGGCCCAGCAGGAGCUACAGAAAGCCCAAAAGAAGAAAUAUAUCAAGAAGAAGCCUUUGUCAAAGGAGGUAGAACAGCCUCGCCCUCAGGAGUCCAACCUCAACAUGGCAGCACCAGCCCCAACUCUGGCCACUACACCCCAGCUUCUCACCUCCUCCUCACUCCUGCCUCCUCCUGAGACUAAACAAGAGGCUCUCUCAGGAAGUCUUGCUGACCACGAGUAUACUGCUCGUCCCAAUGCCUUUGGCAUGGCCCAGGCAAACCGCAGCACCACACCUAUGGCCCCUGGUGUCUUCUUGACCCAGCGGCGCCCUUCAGUUGGCUCCCAGAGCAACCAAGCAGGACAAGGAAAGCGCCCGAAGAAGGGCCUGGCCACAGCCAAGCAGAGACUCGGCCGUAUCCUGAAAAUCCACAGAAAUGGCAAAUUACUUCUGUGAGACCCCUGUAACCUGCCUCUCACCCCUUCACCCCCAUUGCCUUCUCCAUUGUCAACUCUUGGGGCACUCCUGGAUCCUAUCUGCCCCAGACAAGGUGCUGAGGCGCAUUGUCCUGCUUUCUUGGAACUGACCAAAGCAUGGACUCCCCCACAGUCCCUUCACUGACUCCUCCAACUUCCUCCCCUACUUCCACUAGAGCAUCCUGCCUUCCUUCUCCAUACCUCUGAGUGAGAGGUGAAUGGGAGAGGUUUCCAGCUGACUGGAACCCUCUUUUCUGCUUUUCCAACCCAUUUCCCUUUCCCUGGCCUUGUUUGCCCUAUAUUCUCAUCCCCAUCUAGAGCUGGAAGGCAGGAUAAGGAAAGCCUGAGCCCCUUAGUAUUUCCCUGAUCAUGAAGCAGGAGGCCCAGUACUGAACCUUCUGCAACUCCAGCCCUGAGUCCAGAAGCCUGCCCACCUCUGCCCAUUCUUCCUUCCCCUUCCUCCCCCCUGCCCAGUGGACAUGCCCCACUCCAGACUUGUUCCUGAGAAAAGGAUCUGGCCUCCAUCUCUUCUUGCCAAAUGCUUCACAGAAAUAAGAAUGAGAGCCCAGAGUCUUACUGCCCCACUAUGGGCCAUUUCCAGAGGCGUCCUAGGAAGUCCAUGGGCUAACUUCACUCAUCUUUGGGAAGAAGAGAGAUUCCUGUCACUUCUCAAGGUGGGCAGAGGACCAAUGCCCAAGUCUCUGACCAUGACUUUGUAGUCCAUUGGAAGUAACUACUUUUGGGAGACUACAGAUGAAGGGCCCCUGUCCCAGGGUGAGCUCCAGGGAUUUGCCUGAACUUUUGAGGACCUGCAAAACAUUAUCCACAUGGCUAUGGCUGGGACCCAGCAGCUGAAAAACCAUCUCCUUAAAGGUCUGAAGGCACCUGCCACUGAAGCAGAUAACCCUGGCCCUACAUCCUAUUCCCUUCAUCUGUACUAUAGAACACAGUCUGGAGGGGAUGUGACUGGACAGCUCAUCCCUGGGUUCUCUAUCAGGAGCCUCCAUGCUUCUUUUUCCAUGUGAGAUUUUGGUAUGGAGAAGAACUCAGAACUCACAUCUUUACUCCUGGGCCUUUGUGCUCCCAGACGUCAUGUCAAUGCUCAGAGUACACAUGGGCCACUGGGAGCCCAAGCCUAGGAGAGGAGAUACCCCACCCAUCUGUAAAGGUGCAGAUUAUCUGAUUCUCCCCUUCCCCUCUUCCCUUUGUGGACAUGUCUGUUGUCCAGACAGUGCCCACCUUUCACCCAAUCUCCCACCCCCAGCUCCCUCCUCCUUGGCCUCUCUUACCACCCUGGCAACAUGGACUGGAUGGCAAAUGCCUGCCUCUCUUCAUUUUGGACUGCCCAAGUGGAGUGUAUCCUUGCCUUUUACCCCUGACUCCAACCUCACCCCAGUUUGCCCAGUGCUUCUGGGAACUUAACAGCUACCAUGCAGGCCACAGGGAGUAUGUGAGGCUUCCCUUGUUGUCUUUAUCUCCAGUAUGUCUUUCCUUGCAGCCCCACAUCUCUUCUUCCUUGGAAUCAGGGGGUCCCUUGGCCCUAUUUGCUUUUUCUAUCUUGGGGACCCUAGGGGCCAUGCAGUCCUUCAUCUAGUCACACCAAAGGCAAAAAGCCUGGCUACCUCCCCCCUAGCACAUGAGGUCCCUACUCUCCUCCCCUCUGUUACUGCCCAGUUUUUGAUUUUCUUGGGGAUUUCAAGGCAGCAGAGGGUAGUGAGGGGAGGGGAAGGGGGCAGCCUGUGUCCCUGUAUAGACAACUGCCUGACUAGGCCCUGACUGCUGUAACCAAGACCAGGAUUCUAGCCCUUCGUCCCUUUAACACACCCCCACCCCUUGAUCUUUCAAAGGCAGCUAAUUGCUAGCAAAUCCCCCUGGUUCCAGGCCUCUUUCCCCUCUCUUGCUUUGUUAGGAGUUUCUGUGGAGCUGAAGCCCAACCUCCAGUUGACUGGGUUUCCAUUUAGUUUAAUUGGGCUCUCAGAGCCUCCUGUUUGUUGUUUUGUGUUUUGAAUGAAAAGCAGGUUUACCCUCAGAGUUAUGCUUUUCCAAAGAGGCUAGUGUGUUUUUUUUUGUGUGUGUGUGUGUGUGUGUUUUUUAAUGUUUCAGGUUCUAAGUGAAGUGAGUUAGGGAGGGGUUGGGAGUGGUAGUAACCAACCACGGUUUGGAACAUGGUGAAAGAGUUUCCUUUGGUCUCCAAUCCCCCAGCACGGAGCUGGGGGUUGGAUAGGGGGCAGGGAGAGAGGAUUUCUAUUCACCUUUAAUAUAUUUUUACAAAAAAAGGCGAACAAUUUAAAAACAAGCCCACCUCUUCUGUACAUGUCUAAAUAUAUUUUUAGAAGUGGGUAGUAUUGUGAAUUUCUGAUGCAGGACCUUUUUAUAAACAGGUUAGAAUAGCAUCAUACAGACUUCUCUGUUUUUUUUUCCUGUUUUUUUCUUAUGUUGUGUUACUAAUGUAAUUUAUAUUUUUUUUAGAUCCCCCGUUUCCUAUAGAGAUAAAAGUGAUUUAUCU